Molecule: messenger RNA, 815 nt
Organism: Castor canadensis (American beaver)
Lineage: Eukaryota; Metazoa; Chordata; Mammalia; Rodentia; Castoridae
Gene: Nrtn
Product: neurturin
Molecular function (GO): receptor tyrosine kinase binding; glial cell-derived neurotrophic factor receptor binding; growth factor activity
Source: RefSeq, a predicted model, not a curated record
GUUCAAAGUCAGGGGCCCCGCUACGUGUGCAGCACCUGGCCCAACGCCCUGCACCCCGUUUGUUGCUGGAGGGACAGACGGGGCGGGCGGCUGACCAUCCGGUGCCCGCAGGCCGAGGAUGCAGCGCUGGAAGGCGGCGGCCCUGGUCUCGGUGAUCUGCAGCUCCGUGCUGUCCGUCUGGAUGUGUCGCGAGGGUCUGCUGCUCAGCCACCGCCUGGGACCCGCGCUAGCCCCGCUGCGCCGCCCGCCGCGCACCCUGGACGCCCGGAUCGCCCGCCUGGCCCAGUACCGUGCGCUGCUGCAGGGCGCCCCGGACGCGGUGGAGCUGCGCGAUCUGACGCCCUGGGCCGGCCGCGCCCCAGGUCCGCGCCGUCGGGCAGGACCCCGGCGGCGGCGCGCGCGAGCGCGUUCGGGGACGCGGCCUUGCGGGCUGCGCGAGCUCGAGGUGCGCGUGAGCGAGCUGGGCCUGGGCUACACGUCCGACGAGACGGUGCUGUUCCGCUAUUGCGCAGGCGCGUGCGAGGCGGCCGCGCGCGUCUACGACCUGGGACUGCGGCGCCUGCGCCAGCGGCGGCGCGUGCGGCGGGAGCGAGUGCGCGCGCAGCCCUGCUGCCGCCCGACGGCAUACGAGGACGAAGUGUCCUUCCUGGAUGUGCACAGUCGCUACCACACCGUGCACGAGCUGUCGGCGCGCGAGUGCGCCUGCGUGUGACCCUACCUCACCCGGCCCAGCCAGACGGAGGCCACGCUCCCCACCCCGACGGCGUCCACCUCUCUGCCUGGCCAGCCGGGCCACAGACUGCGCGUGCGCAGAG